This is a messenger RNA of Plodia interpunctella (Indianmeal moth), 2649 nucleotides long. RefSeq lists its product as uncharacterized. The transcript has a single exon. The record is from RefSeq and is a predicted model, not a curated record. NCBI's taxonomy places the organism in Eukaryota, Metazoa, Arthropoda, Insecta, Lepidoptera, Pyralidae. Bases 1 to 2649 code for a protein of 882 amino acids.
AUGUAUAUUCCCCCCAAAAAUGAGGUGGCUUGUGAAGAUGACGUCGUUAACACAAAUAAUACUUCGGAAAAUAAUACGGUGGCUAACCAAGGAACUGUUUCUUAUAAUAAUUAUACCUUAGUGAGAGAUGAAGAUAAUAAAAAUAACACCAUAGGAAAGGAAAUAUUAACCGUAACUAUAAAUGUUUCAACGAAUAAAAAGACCGAUAAUGUAAUUCAAAAUUCUAAUCAAGAUAUUGUCGUAAGUGAUUGUCUUGAAAAUGCAGAACUGGGCAGUAAUAUCAAUGAUAACGAUAAAGUUUUUAAAUACAUUUAUAACAAAACCGAUAAAAAUGACAUAAACCAAAAGAAAGUCGGUCAUUUCAAAAACAGUUUAAAAAGAAGAAAGCGCUCAGUAAAUAAACAGACGCCUGAUGAAGAUGAAAAAGCUCACGAAAGUAAACAUGCACCUUUGAUAGUAGACUAUGAAACUUCUCAUAAGCCAAGCCAUUCAGAUUUGUCUCAAUUUAGUUCAACAGAUAAUGUCAAGAAUUCUAAUUUAAGGGUUUCUCAAGAACCAAGUCAUAUAGAAAUAGGAUUACCAACACAUAAACACAGUGUAGGAAAUGUCAUAAAAAAUUCAGACUUAGCUGAUUUUAACAUUGAAACAUUACACGAAAAGGAAGUUCAUCCAAUAAAAAAUAACUUAAGGUCUGAAAUUGAAGUCGUAGACACCGAUAAAACAAAACAAAGUAACUUAAGUAGUGAAGAAAGCAACAAAGGUGAUCGCCAAACUUUUAGAGAUAGUGAAGAAAGCGUAGAAGAUGGAGUAUAUAACGAUAGUAAUGAAAGCAGAGAAUCAAAGCGACAAAAUGACUACUCUAGUAAUGACAAACAAAGCAACAGAGACCGUCUCAGUAUAUCAGAUAACACAUCUUUUAGAGGGAAUAGUGACAAAAAAUACGACGAAUUUCCAAAUAACUAUAGGGAUAACAAAAAACCCUUUGUAUCAGAAUACAAUAAUAGUCCAAAAUCUUUCGGCGAAAGGGAAGAAAAUGACGAAAAAAUAAAGUAUCCAAAUAAUCCUUCAGACAGCCAAGAAAACUUUGAAAGUAAUGAAAAAGCCAAUUUCAGGCAAGACAAAAAAAUAUAUUCUGAUGAAUCUGAAGAAAACUACGAACCUAAAGAAAAACUGUUGCCUUUUAAUAAUGAUUCAACAUAUCAAAAAAUAGUUACAGAUAGGCCAGAAUUGGUGGAGAGUAAUGAAUCUAAUUCAAAAAGUAAAGAAAGUGAUGAAGCCGAUAGUUUUGAGGCUAGUAAAUAUUCCAAAACGAAUAGCGAAGAAAGUGCUGAAAAAUAUCAACAUGAUAGUAAACCUUACCGAAAUGAUCAAACUCAAACAAGGGUAUUUAAUAGUGAAAAGCCCUACAAUCUACCAUACAAUACUGAAAGCAGUAAUGAAAAUAAAGAUUCUAACGAAUAUAACAAAAAUGAAUCAAAUAAUCAAACUGCAUCAAAAAUACAAAAUGUAGAUUUAGGCGACUUUAGCUAUGAGAGGAUAGAAUUGAAUGACAAGGGACAAGUUGUACCAGCUAGAGAUAGUUAUGAAGAACCGCUCACACCUAGAUCAAAAAACGGCCAUAAUGAAAGUAACGAAAAACUGUCUUCAUCCAAAGAAGAUUCGAGUGGUCAUUCUGGCACAGAAAGCAAUGAAGACAAAGGGUUAGUUAGAAUUAAUGACGGAGAAAUAAAACCAGUUGUUGAAAUUAAUGGAGAUAACAAUAGUGGUGAGUUUAUCAGUAAAGAACCCAUUAACUCAAAUUUAAAAAUAAAAGAUGAGAGUCUGGAAGAAUUUCUUGAUGUAAAAGAUUUAUAUAAAAAUGAUCAAAAUGAAAAAUUGAAGAUAGAAACUAAAGAAAACAAAGAAGAUAUCAAACAGCAAGUUGAACGAAUUCCUUUAAAUUAUGAACACGAUAAAAGUAAAGGCCAAGAUGAACAUCAAUCAUUAACAACGGAAAAAAAUCUAAACUUAAAAACUAAAGUCGAAAUAAGCGAAGGAACAAUAGAAUCAAUACCAACUGAUACUGAUAAUUCUAAAUAUGAUGAGAAUUUAAAAUUUAAAUUUGAUGACGUAACUGUUUCACUUCCAGAAAUAAAAUUACCAGACGACAUCUUAACAUAUGCCUACGAAGAACCACAAUACCAGAGGCAAAAGAAACAGAAAAACAAAAAACAUGAAAAUGAUUCGAAGUUUUAUCGUUAUGGUUCAUUGAAUAGAGACGAGAAAGAUGAUAAAAACAGAAGACCACAUGAUGACACAGACGAUGAUGCCCAUAGUAAUCAUGAUGAUGAUGAUGAUGAUACAUAUUAUGGAAGAUAUAGAGAAAGAGAUAACUAUAAAAAUAAAAAUGAUGAUGUUGAUGCAGAAGAAGACGAAGAAGAUCACGCUGACUUGUAUGAAAAAUUCGUAAGGGAAAGAUUUGGCAAGCGAGGUACUUUUACACAACGAUCUGAAAACUUAAAAAAUUCUAGGCUUGUAGCAGAUCCUCAUUUGUACAAAAGAAUUAAAAACGUGCUUAAAAAAACGCAUGAAAUUGAAAAGCAGGCUCAAAAAAGUGGAGAUCCCAAUGCUGGUUACAUGUGGACCCUGGAAUAUGGUCAAAAAUUAUAA